CCCAUCAGACCCAUCAGACCACCAGACCACCAGACCACCAGACCAUCAGACCAUCAGACCAUCAGACCCAGCCGCUCAAUAUGGUUGCCGCAUUCAAUGUCGUCUACAAGAACACCCCGGGGUUCUUCAGCAUCACCAGCGAGAACGUCUCCUGGGCGACCGACCGCUCCAAACCACCCGAACUUUCCUUUCCAAUGUCGACCGUGAAGAACAUAUCCGUGAAUGUCGCCCCGACGCCCGCUCUCCUCAAGGUGACUCGAUUUCUAUCGCCGGAAGGAAAGGAAACAUCGCACAAGCUCACGUUUUCGUCCGCCAAGGAUCGAGACGACGCCAAAAACAUCCUGGCCAAGUAUCUCGAGAGCAUCCGGUCGAUCCAGGCACUCGAGCAGCCCAAGGACACGGGCGCAUCGUCGCGACAGGAGCUCGAGAUCAAAUUGAAUCUGUUGAGCACCAACAAGAGUCUGGCCAAGCUGCAUCUGGAUCUCGUCCAGUCGGGAAUCGUGUCUGAGGAUGAGUUCUGGAGCUCGAGGCGGCAUCUCAUCGCGAACCAGCUUUGGCAACAAAAUCAAAAAAGGGGCACCUCAUCGGCAUCUCGAGCCGAUGUGAAACCCACGACCGACGACAGCAAGGCCGUCUAUACCCUGAACCCGGAAAUCAUCCACUCGAUAUUCACCCAGUACCCCACGGUUCACAAGGCUUACAAAGAAAACGUUCCCAGCAAGAUGUCAGAGAAGGACUUUUGGACAACCUAUUUCCAGUCACGAUAUUUUCGCCGGACGCGGUUCGGCCAAACCACUGGGGAGCGAGACGAAUUCUUUGACCAGUACGCUGACGAAGACGAGGACGAUACCCUGCUCGUUCGCAAGAAGCUCAAGUACGAGCCCACGAAUCGCCUGCUGGAUCUGAGCCAGACACUAGAAGAUCGACUGGAGGAAUCUGGGAACAAGCCGGACGUCUCCAUGACACCUGGCGGCGUCAAGACGUCUCUGCCGCUGAUUCGGCGAUUCAAUCGGCACUCUGAGAUUGUUUUGAACACAGCCCUCAAGGAGCUCGAGGCAAGAGCGGCUGCUUCUACUUCCAGUACCCAAACGCCCUCGGGUCAGCAACACACCCAGACGGCCAAGGAGAUGAAUCGCCUAUAUAUGGACGAGACAGAUUUGGAGGACCUGGCAGCAAAGGCAAUGGAGCGCGCAAAGCCGCUCUUCAUCAGCGACGCUUCCAAAUACUUUGAAAGCCAGAGUGCCGACAGCCAGAGCCAUGCCGCCGAAGACACGAAGGAAGCCAUCGAGGCAGCGACGCGGGAGUUUAGACGGGCGCUGGACCACUGGAAGCCCAAUCUGCCCCAAAUGACUGUCGACCCAUCCAAGUCCAACGCUAUCCUCAAUCAGCUCAACCAAUUGACUGCCAAGAGGAAGCUUGAUGACAUUAGCCGGCAUGAUCAACGGCUGAAUGGACAUCCGACUCCUCAGAUCGCCGAGGCCACCGAGCUUCUUUUGUCCAUCAACGAGAUUCUCCGCCACUUUUGGUUGACGGUGCAAUAUCUCUCCAAGAACGGCGUCAAGGACGGCCGCUCCAAGCUUGAAAAGCUCGCAAAGGAACUGGAGCGGCGCCAGGGCAUUUUGAAUACCCAGGUUUAUUCGAAAAGCGAGACAAUCCAGCAGCUUGUCGAAUCGGUGCGGAUGCCACUGGAAAAGGCCCUUGCACAGUACCGGACCAUGGCCCCGUAGCGACUAGCUCGUUUCAGAGCUCCCUGGUAUUUGGUGUGGAUGAACAUGUUCUGGCCGCUGCUGUUGCUGUUCCAUUCUCCUCAAAAUGAGAUCGAGCUUGGACUCG
Molecule: messenger RNA, 1833 nt
Organism: Polychytrium aggregatum
Lineage: Eukaryota; Fungi; Chytridiomycota; Chytridiomycetes; Polychytriales
Product: BSD domain-containing protein
Exons: 12
Coding region: 81-1727 (548 amino acids)
Biological process (GO): transcription by RNA polymerase I; transcription by RNA polymerase II; nucleotide-excision repair
Cellular component (GO): transcription factor TFIIH holo complex; transcription factor TFIIH core complex
Source: RefSeq, a predicted model, not a curated record